Messenger RNA from Arthroderma uncinatum, 789 nucleotides. Its product is annotated as adenylyl-sulfate kinase. Bases 1 to 789 code for a protein of 262 amino acids. The record is from RefSeq and is a predicted model, not a curated record. The transcript has 2 exons. Gene Ontology annotation, biological process: sulfate assimilation. Gene Ontology annotation, molecular function: ATP binding; adenylylsulfate kinase activity. NCBI's taxonomy places the organism in Eukaryota, Fungi, Ascomycota, Eurotiomycetes, Onygenales, Arthrodermataceae.
AUGGGAACCAACCUCACCUUCCACGACUCCCAUCUCGUCACCCGCGAGACCCGGGAAGAAAUCCAUGGCCAGAAAGGUUUCACCAUCUGGCUCACCGGUCUCUCUGCGUCCGGCAAGUCUACCAUCGCCGUCGAGUUAGAGCACGAGCUGCUCACCAAGCGCGGUGUCGCCGCCUACCGCCUUGACGGAGACAACAUCCGUAUGGGCCUCAACAAGGGUCUGGGCUUCACUGCCGAAGAUCGCACAGAAAACAUUCGCCGUAUCGGACAUGUCGCUAAGCUCUUUGCCGACAGCAACAUGAUUGCCAUCGCUUCAUUUAUCUCCCCGUACGCAGAGGACAGACAGGCUGUUCGUGAUGUGCACGCACUAAGCCCAGAGGGCAAGGAGACAGACAAACAACUGCGAUUCAUCGAAGUUUAUGUCAAGGUCAAUGUUGAAACCGCUGCGGAGAGAGACCCCAAGGGAUUGUACGCGAAGGCCUUGGCUGGGGAAAUACAACACUUCACUGGUGUCAGCCCCGAUGCACCCUACUUUGCGCCGAAGAACCCUGAGAUUCUUUUAGAGAACGACAACCUGAAAAUCAAGGACGCUGUUAAGCAGAUCAUGGACUACCUUGACGAGCAAAAACUCCUCCCAACUCCCGCACAGGCUCUCGAGGCCGCUGCCAAGAAGAUCACCAGCAUCGCGCAGAAUAUCCCAGCUGCUCCAGCUCCAGCUGCCCCAGAAGCCACUGAAGUUCCAGCUACCACAGAAAUCCCAGUUGUUUCAGAAGCCCCAGCUGCCAAUUAG